Messenger RNA from Emericellopsis cladophorae, 420 nucleotides. RefSeq names its product ubiquitin-conjugating enzyme variant MMS2. The record is from RefSeq and is a predicted model, not a curated record. The transcript has 2 exons. NCBI's taxonomy places the organism in Eukaryota, Fungi, Ascomycota, Sordariomycetes, Hypocreales, Bionectriaceae. Gene Ontology annotation, cellular component: nucleus. Bases 1 to 420 code for a protein of 139 amino acids. Gene Ontology annotation, biological process: DNA damage tolerance; protein K63-linked ubiquitination.
AUGGCCAAGAUUCCCCGCAACUUUCGCCUCUUGGAGGAGCUCGAGAAGGGCGAGAAGGGUCUCGGCGCGGAAGCAUGCAGCUAUGGUCUCGAGGACUCUGAGGAUCUCCUCAUGAGCAACUGGAACGGCACGAUCCUUGGUCCUCCCCACAGCGUCCACGAGAACCGCAUCUACUCCCUCAAGAUGCACUGCGGCGACGCGUACCCCGACCAGCCGCCCACCAUCCAGUUCAUCUCUCAGAUCAACCUGCCCGCCGUGAACCCGCGCAACGGCGUCGUCGACCCCAAGAUGCUGCCGUGCCUGGCGCAGUGGAAGCGGGAGAACACCAUGGAGACGAUCCUGAUCGAGUUGCGGCGGUACAUGGCCGCCCCUGCGAACAAGAAGCUCCCACAACCCCCCGAGGGCUCGACGUACGAAUGA